Messenger RNA from Symsagittifera roscoffensis, 816 nucleotides. RefSeq names its product spliceosome-associated protein CWC15 homolog. Gene Ontology annotation, molecular function: RNA binding. The record is from RefSeq and is a predicted model, not a curated record. Lineage: Eukaryota; Metazoa; Xenacoelomorpha; Acoela; Convolutidae. Gene Ontology annotation, biological process: mRNA cis splicing, via spliceosome. The coding region runs from base 36 to 656 and encodes 206 amino acids. Gene Ontology annotation, cellular component: catalytic step 2 spliceosome. The transcript is spliced from 2 exons.
AGAAGGAUUUAAAUCGGAUUUUUUUUUCAGUUGUUAUGACCACAGCAGCUCGUCCAACUUUCGAUCCCGCCAAGGGUGGUCGUGAAAGGGGUGAUCUAUCGCAACUUUCAAAGCAGUACUCCAGCAGAGAUUUGCCCAGUCACACCAAACUCAAAUACAGACAGGAUACUCAGCUUGUUCCCGAAGAUGUCAGCAGCAAAGAGCUCAAAAGGCAGCUGGAAGAGAAAGAAAUGGCGGCCAGUGGAACAUCAAGUCGUCGUAAGAGGAACAGACCUGAACUACUGGACGUAGAUGACCCAGUCGAUUCAGAUCCGGACAGCAACGAUGAAAGCGAAGAUGAUGACGAUGAGGCAGAGCUAUUAGCAGAGUUGAACCGAAUCAAAAAGGAGCGAGCUCAGGAAGUCUUGAAGAAAGAGCAAGAAAAGAAGAUUGAGUCAGAAAAAAUUCGAACUGAAAAUAUUUUAACCGGAAAUCCGCUGCUGCAGAGGAGUGAAAAUUCAGCAGCUGCUGAUUUUAAGGUCAAGCGAAGAUGGGACGAUGAUGUUGUUUUUAAGAAUUGCGCCAAAGAUGAAGAAGAUAAAAAGAAUAAAGGAUUCGUCAACGACACCUUGCGAUCCGAGUUUCACAAGAAGUUUUUGACAAAGUACAUAAAAUAAAGUUUGGCACUUUUUGGAAAGUUCACAGCCCCGAUUAACAUCCGAUGAAAUAAUAGAUUUCUAGCAAAGAUGGUCACGAAAACUCCGAAAUGAAACUUUUUCACUUAAACUUAGUGGUGAAUAAUUUGUCAAGUAUUAAUUAAAAUCUUUUAUGGAUCAA